UCCGACGCGAGCGCGCGCGUCCACGCGAUCCGAACUUCCAGUAGCGAAACAGUGGGGGCCCGUUUUGGUUACCUGGGGCCCCGAAACGGCCGGCCACCAUGUCGACGAAACCGUCGCCCAUCGACAAGCUGGUGCGCGUCGGCUACUACAAGCUCGAACGGACGAUCGGCAAGGGCAACUUCGCCGUCGUCAAACUGGCGACACACAUCGUGACCAACACCAAAGUAGCGAUAAAGAUAAUCGACAAAACGGCCCUCGACGAGGACAACCUGACGAAGAUCUUCCGCGAGACGGCCAUACUGAAGAAGCUGCGCCAUCCGCACAUCACCCGCCUGUACGAACUGAUGGAGACCAACAACACGAUCUACAUGGUCACCGAGUACGCGAGCGAGGGAGAGAUAUUCGAUCAUCUCGUGGCGAAGGGACGGAUGCACGAGCCGGAAGCGCGACGGAUAUUCAACCAGAUCGUAUCGGCCGUCAGCUACUGUCACUCGCAGGGGAUUGUUCACAGAGACCUCAAGGCUGAAAACUUACUGCUCGAUCACAACAUGAACAUCAAGCUGGCCGAUUUCGGAUUCAGCAACCAGUUCACGGAGGGCAGCCUGCUGUCGACGUGGUGCGGAUCACCGCCGUACGCCGCCCCCGAACUGUUCCAGGGCCUCAAAUACGACGGACCUAAGGCAGACAUUUGGAGCUUGGGCGUCGUGUUGUACGUGUUGGUCUGCGGGUCCCUGCCGUUCGACGGCCGCCUUCAGUUCAUGGCCCUGCGCAGCGUGGUCAUCGAGGGCAAGUUCAGGAUACCCUACUUCAUGUCGCAGGAUUGUGAACACCUGAUCAGACACAUGUUGGUCGUCGAUCCGGACAAACGUCUGACCAUACAGCAAAUCGCCAAGCACAGGUGGCUGAGCGACGUCCCGCCGGUGGACACCGGUCCCGAGUACGAGAUGCAGUUCAACCGCACCGUCAUGGACCACAUGCUUCAACUGCCCGACCUGGACCACGCCGUCAUUACGUCGUCCAUCCAGAACAACACAUUCGACCACAUCCACGCCAUCUACAAUCUGCUGCUGGACAAGCUGCACCAGCGCACCAUCGAGUUCCAAGUGAGGCGGAACCGCAAAGAGGACACAUUCCAGAAGAACGAGGAUCAGGAGCAGGACGUGCAUCUGACGCGGCCGCCGAGGAUCAACGAGCGCAGCGAGUCGUUCAACGAACAGCAGUUGGCGCACCAUCUGGCGCAGGAGAAUGCGGCGCGGGUUGCGUUCGGAUGUGCAGUUCAGCCACGGGACGAUCAUCAGUACAACUGUCGCAGGGAGAGCUUCAACGAGAGCUGUCUGAGGGGGUACGGGGACGAGGCGCGUGAACGUCGCAGGUCGCAGCAGAACGAGUCGCCGUUCGUCUCCAUGCCCACCAUACCCGCCGUCUAUAUGGCUGAGGAUGGGGAAAAUCAGCCGUUGGAAAAGUUCGGCGACAUGGACACAGACGCUAGUGAAGAAACGGUGUCGUUAACGGUGCCAUCGACGUCCACUUCCACGGGCUACGGCAGUUACAGUUCGGGUGAUAAGUAUCUGACCGUGCGCAGACACACAGUAGGACCAGGUGAUCCUGCGCACGAACAAGUGCUCGAGUCACACUACAUGGUACAAGAAGCAUUGCAUUUGCCUGCUCCACAGACUCCUUACUAUGGUGGCAAGGAUCCUCAAUUAUUGAAGCCGCCAACAGUCUUGAGUGCCGCAGGCGGUUUCGGACGGAGAGCGUCAGAUGGUGGAGCUAAUUUACAUAUGGCCUGGGGGGCACCCGGUUCCCACGAACAACUGUCAAUAAUGUCAACCAGUUCUAGUGGUAAUCCAAGUCUGAGUAGUGCCACCCAACCCUUGGAACACAACCAGCAUGCCCUCGAAGAAGUAGCAAGGUACAUGCAAGGACGGGGCAACACGAAACGUCACACGAUGGCAAAUCCCGAAGACGUGCACAACCUACAGUCACCAACGACCUCGGGAGGUCGCACCAGAAGAACCGGACUGUUGACAGUCAUUGAACGACCACCCGUAAUACCGCCGGAGGUGUUGCGAGAGGUGGAGGCGCGCAUGCGCCGCAACUACAUGCCGCCCAUGCUGCCGCAGCGCAAGCACUCGAGACACGCCGCCAAGCCGCACCUGCCCACCGUACAGGAGCUGCAAGGGCGCGAACAGAAGGAGAGGUUCAGUCCCGUUAGGCGGGGCAGCGAAGGUUCCGCCUCGGGCGCCAGGACUUUGAGUCCGUCGACGCCCCAGCAGGAGUGUCAACGGUUGCAGCGCGGCCUACAGACUAGAAACAGCCCUCCUAGAUCCAUACCAGGUUCUCCAAUCCAUCAAAUGUCCGAUCACCGCCUGUCGGGCAACGAUUGCCCAUCACCCAUCCAAUACUUCGGCCCUAUGUGCGACCCGCUGGGCAGCCGCGACCCCACGCUCGGUCUGCCGCCCGAGGGCUACGCGAACUACGGCGCCAGCUCGCUGCACGGCUCCCCGAUCAAACAGCAACAACCGCAGUCGCCCGCCCUCUACGGCCAGGUGCCGGGCCUGGCCAUGUACUCAGCGGCCAACUCCCCACUGCUGGGCGCCCUGCUCAGCCCCAACUCGUCGCCGGUGUUCGGCGGCUACGCCCAACCGUCGGCGGGCAGCAGCGUCUCCUCCAUCACGCAGGGCAUUAGCGGCCUGAACACGACGGGCGGCGGCUCCAUAACGCAGGGCACGUCGUCGCAAGGCCUGCAGUUGGAUAUACUGAGGGGGGCGUCGUCCACGGAGGACAACUCGGUGCCGCCGCCCUAUUUGCAUCAGCCCCCGCACAUCCACCACAUCCUUAACAUACACGGCCACAGGAGUCUGACCAAUUCUCCGAUUAGCAACCCCGGGAGUCCCGGGUUGGACAUGAUACAGGAGGAGAUACACGUGCAACAGUCGACCGCCAAGCAGGAACAACCCGGCGUUGGUCAUCCACAAAUCUCCGUCACUGACGUUCUAGGCAGUGAGGUAACGCUGGUGGCCGGUUCGGACACGUCCGAGGACUCGAUGGACAGCUUGGAGAACGCCAAGGCGUCCUCCCGCAUACCCUCGUUCAUCAUUUCGGAGCCGUGCGAGAACCAGCCGUCGAUAACGCGCGGCAUAGGCCGCAAGACCAGUCAGGAGAGCUGCUGCGCAGUCGCAGACACGCGGCCACCCGACACCGAAGUCCCGCCCAGCGACGAGUUUUUUCUGAGGCGCAACUCGGACAAGGGUUCGAUCUACUCGGACGACUCGCUGUCGAACGACAGCCUGAGCAUACACAGUAACCAAAGUCCGAGUUCCAGCUCCAACACCCAGUCGAGUCAGGCGUGCGAUUCCGACAUUAGGGGCCGGCCGGUGGAUUUCGGGGCGUUUCAGAUCUUCCAGAAUGUAAAGAUGAAUCUGGACGACGACUCGGGGCAGUUCAGUGUGGACGAUCAGCAACAGGCCGUGCCGUAUUCUGGUCUACACAAGAAUUCAGGUUCGUUCGAGUUUGAACUGAGCGAGGUGUGUUCCAAACUACAUUCGACGGACAUCCUGGCCAUGGUCAGACGCACGAUAAACGACCAGGUGCCCCCGAAAACCUGCUCCUCCUCCGAAGAGAUAUGCGACAGACUGUCGCUGGAGUACGAGGGCGGCAUCCAGAUCGAGCUUAAGGUGGUCGAGAAGCCUAGCGAGUCGAAGGGUUUGAAAAUGCGUCGCAUCUCUGGCGAUCAUCUGGUCUACAACAAGCUGUGUCAGCAGCUGAUCUCCUGCAUGACCGUGUCCUAGCAGCGAUGAAUCUCUACAUUCCACGAUUACUGUUGAUGAGACGACGAUUUUUAUUUUUUAAUUUAGGACUAGUUCAUUUUGACUGAGACUGUUUUAAUUUCGUUGAACUGUUCCGGCGGUGUCUGGCCUAAGCGACCGCGUUGUAUUAAAUUGUAAAUAGGCACAAUUUUGUAUAUAAUGUUGGACUAGUGCAAUAUUCGGUUCCGUUUUGUGUAAAUUGCUGACUUCUUACCCUUUAGAAUUGUAUAUUUUUAUAUAUAUUGUGUAUAUAUUUACUAUGAACAUUCCUAUUAGAGAAAUUUUUAAGACUUCGGAUCAUUUCGAACCUUUUACUUGUUCUAAGCGGUUCGGAUUGGACGCGACUCACUUCUAGCACAAACUAAUGCUAUAACUAGCGUAAGAUUUCCAUUCAAAAUUUUAUUCAAACUGAAAAAACUGCAUUUUUGCUUGGUUUCUAUACAUGAAAAUGUAAUUUUAUGUUCAUUUCUUGGCACCUAUACUAAACAAACAAAAAAGGUUGUAUAUUAUUAGUAUAUUUCUGUCAAUUCAAAUCUGUGAUGUCAAUAAAUAUGACUGCAUAAUUGUA
Molecule: messenger RNA, 4377 nt
Organism: Aethina tumida (small hive beetle)
Lineage: Eukaryota; Metazoa; Arthropoda; Insecta; Coleoptera; Nitidulidae
Gene: Sik3
Exons: 16
Coding region: 99-3791 (1230 amino acids)
Biological process (GO): protein phosphorylation; intracellular signal transduction; microtubule cytoskeleton organization
Cellular component (GO): cytoplasm
Molecular function (GO): protein serine/threonine kinase activity; tau-protein kinase activity; ATP binding
Source: RefSeq, a predicted model, not a curated record